AUGAGUAAGGGAUGGCUCGAUUUGCCAAGCUUCGUGAAAGUGACUUCAAGUCAUCCGGCCCAACUCUGCGGUCUCUACCCGAGUAAGGGCCGAUUAGCGGUCGGCUGUGACGCCGACCUCGCUAUUUGGCCAGGCGGCGGUCUGCUCGAGCCAAGCUACUAUGGUAGCCAGCCGGGGGACUUGAAAACUCACCAGGAUCCGGUUGGUGUGCCAGCAGCUGGAAGUGCUAGGUCGCCGAUGUUAGUAAUUCUGAAUGGCAAGGUGGUUGUAAAGGCGGGCCAGAUAGUUGGCGCUGAUGCUUUGGUGGCAGGUGAGGGAUUGAGUGAUGCUUGCAGGCAGGCGGGACGAUAUCAAGCAGCGUCGGCCUUCCCGAGGCAUAUAUAUCGACUGGUGUUUGCAUCGGAGCAUGUGAGUUGA
Protopolystoma xenopodis is the source of this 417-nucleotide messenger RNA. NCBI's taxonomy places the organism in Eukaryota, Metazoa, Platyhelminthes, Monogenea, Polystomatidea, Polystomatidae. The record is from the annotation of a GenBank genome assembly.